AAACAAGGAAUUGAAGUUUUGAUAUUUGACGAUGUGAAAAAACAUACAUGUAAAGAUUAUGAUUUUAUUGCGGUUUUAUCAGGAUUAUCAAUUCAACUUUACGGGAUGAAUAAGAAAUCUUGUGAAAUAAUAAAUAGACAACAUGGAAUUAAUAUAGAAAGAAAAAGUUUUGCAUCGUUUAUUUUAUUUGGAUCUAAUUCUAUUUCUUUUACAACAUCAUCUGAUCCAUAUUUUAAAUUACGUAAAAAAAUAUUAAUAUCUUCGAUUAAUAAUAACAUUGAAAGAUUAUAUCAAGUUUCUUAUCAAGAAGUUACUAGUUUAAUUAAAAAAUACAAAUUAAAAUCAAAUUUAAAUAU
Molecule: messenger RNA, 356 nt
Organism: Dentiscutata erythropus
Lineage: Eukaryota; Fungi; Glomeromycota; Glomeromycetes; Diversisporales; Gigasporaceae
Source: the annotation of a GenBank genome assembly